Polychytrium aggregatum is the source of this 1984-nucleotide messenger RNA. RefSeq lists its product as uncharacterized. Lineage: Eukaryota; Fungi; Chytridiomycota; Chytridiomycetes; Polychytriales. The record is from RefSeq and is a predicted model, not a curated record. The coding region runs from base 89 to 1849 and encodes 586 amino acids. The transcript is spliced from 7 exons.
GUUUCUCUCCCCUCCCCAUCAGCCCAGCGCACAUGCCCUGGCUCGCUCGCUCGCUUCUGUCCAAGAUCUCUAUCCUACGGCGCGAUCAAUGUCGGUCCUCACGAGUGCCCUCAUCGAUGCAGUCCUUGCCGACGACAGCUGUCUCCAGAGCCCAUCGUCCCUCACCCGCGAGGCCGCGCGCUGCUGUCUCUUGCAGCUCGAUCGCCUCCUCGCUGCACUAUCCGAGCCCGUCUCACCGACGGCAUCAUCUCGAUCGGCGCUCGAGCGUCUCGUCCUGAGCCCCAAGCUGGCCAAUCUCGUCGUGCUCUCGAACAACACAUUUGCCGCAACGCUUGCCCGCAAGAUCGUCUUUCUUCUGCUGACCAAUCCCGAUCUCCAUCAAAGCAAUCUGCAACGCGUGCUCUACCUGCGACGAACGUUUGCUUCUGUCCUUGCACGCCUCAACUGGAAUGCGCUCAUGCUAUUCCAUGAUUUGCUGAAGCACUAUCGCACUCGCUACGCCACCGCCUCCAGCACCAGCGAUGACGAUGCUGACGACGAAGACGAUGCUGAUAGCGACGAAAGGGGUGAUGACGACGACGGAGAUAGUAGCCCAAGCAUGUUGGCUGGCCGUGGUGUCCUAUCUCGGGCGGCGAAUGCUCUCGGCCGCAAUGACUUUUUCAUUCUGCUCAACUGUCUUGGUGAAAGCUCAAGACUGUCCCCUGGAUCUGGACCGGGGGCGAGAUCACCGCUGAUUGAAGUUCUCCGUAGCUCGACGGAGUCCCAUGUCCUUGUGCCCUGUGUCGGUGUCCUUAUCGACCUCCUCAAGAGUCAUCGCAUCGCAGCAGCCCUGGGCGAUUCGUUCCGGCUGCCGCUCCAAUUGUGCCUAUCGAUGAUAACAGAAAGCAUGAGUACGAUCAUCGCCCUGUUUGCGCACAACAAACCCGCCCUUUCGAGAAAGGUUGCGGAGCUGCUGUAUCGAUGGUCUCGACUGGCACCUCGCCAGCAGCUUGCUGGUUUCGUCAGUCUCCUCGUCCAGAGCCAUUUGCCGUUUCCAUCUCGAGAGGAUAGCGAGCCUGAAGCCACAGCUUUCCGGAGUUGGUUCUUUGAAGAAUCCCGCUGCCGGUCCUAUACCGAGUUUGUCUUUGAUUUGGGAAGCAUAUACGACAAAGAGUCGCUGAAACAAUUUGUCAUGUUGCUCAUUGGCAUCCUGGCACCCGAUACCGACGCCGGCGGAGACGGAGCACACCCAUGUCUUUGCCAGAACAGCAGCUCUCAUUCGAUCCUGCUGCUUUCUACUCUCCGGCAGCGGUAUCCAGCGAUGCUGGAGUCGCCCCAGCUGGCCAAGUGGCUGUUUUCUUUGAUGGAUGACAACGACUGUCAGCUGAUCCAGGUGCUGUUGGAUCUCCAGGCGCUCUCAAGCUUGGUCCGAUUGUGCUGCAGACGCUCGACAUCCGAUCCGAUCUCCUGGCUGGUGGACCUGCUCGAUACAAGGCUGCAUCCGCUGCUCAUGUUCUCCACUUUUUGUGAAAGCGUCGCUCACGAUGAAUCGGUGCUUCUGGACUUUUUGAUCUCGGACGAGACUGCCUUCCUCGAGUACUUGCUUGCAUUUCUCAAGUUGGAUCUGUCCGUUAGAAGCAGCAAGGUCUCGUCCGAUCUGUCUCUCGGUGUCGAUUAUGGCGAUGACACCGAUGACGCCCGGAGCUCCAAAGAAAGAAGGCAGAUGCCAAUCGACUCUGAACGGCUCUCAAUGCUGCGAGACACCAUCGCCAAUCUCCAUCAAACAGUCACCUCGCUGUGCCGUCGCGGGCUGUUUCCUUAUGACGCCGGCUCGCUGACCCGACGUAUGGAGCAGUGGAUCGAUCGAUGACGAGACGAAUACAGCGUAUCCAAAACGAAACGGGACGACCUAUUGUGACCUCUCGCUGCUUUCUGGUCCUGAAUACACACCAUCCAUUGCCCACCACAACCAAACAGCGUGUGCCACAGUGCCGGGAAGCCAAGC